Messenger RNA from Asparagus officinalis (garden asparagus), 468 nucleotides. RefSeq names its product pectin acetylesterase 8-like. Gene Ontology annotation, molecular function: pectin acetylesterase activity. Gene Ontology annotation, cellular component: plant-type cell wall. The record is from RefSeq and is a predicted model, not a curated record. The transcript is spliced from 4 exons. Gene Ontology annotation, biological process: cell wall organization. Bases 1 to 468 code for a protein of 155 amino acids. NCBI's taxonomy places the organism in Eukaryota, Viridiplantae, Streptophyta, Magnoliopsida, Asparagales, Asparagaceae.
AUGUGGAAGAGGGGACCAUUAACUCUACAAUCUAAAGAGCAUGAUAUACGUUACAAUGUGGAAGUUGCAAGAAACAUACAAGAUAUAAAUACAUAUAAAGAACAUUUUAGUACCUGGUGUUUUGCUGAUCCUCAUGGUAGUUGGCAUGCCUGCAAGCUUGGUAUAGAGAAUUGUUCUUCAUCUCAGCUUGAAAUGAUGCAAGGAUUUAGAAAUGAGUUUCUAGCUGCACUUCCAGAAGUUGGAAACUCAACAUCAAGAGGCUUGUUCAUAAAUUCGUGUUAUAUCCAUUGUCAAACAGAGAGGCAGGAAACCUGGUUUAGAGCUGAUUCUCCUGUACUCGAAAAUACUCCAAUUGCAAAGGUAGUAGGCAACUGGUUUUACGAUAGAAGUCCUUUUCAGAAGAUCGACUGUCCAUAUCCUUGCGAUACUUCGUGUCAACAUAUACCUGAACCAAAAUCAGAAGGAUAG